UUUUCUCGAAAAAAAUUGUUGUUUAUUGCAGUUUCUUCCACAUUAAAGCUGGCGCCGUCUCCAUCUUCCAAAUUUCCACGAAGCCUCGCUUCAUCAUCUUCAAUCUCUGCCCAACCACUUUCCUUCAAAACUCAUCGUCCCCGUUUUCCAAAAACACAACAGACAACCAACGAAUUUCAUCACCAUGAACACCCAGCAACACUCGCACGACAGACUCCAAGAACUCAAAAACUUCGACGACGCAAAACUCGGAGUCAAAGGUUUAGUUGACUCGGGCAUCACCGCCAUCCCCCGUUUCUUCAUCCACCCUCCCGAAACUCUGUCGGAUCUUAAAAGACCUGGGGCCGGUGCCGGGCCCGAAUCCGAUAUCAUUCCUACCAUUGAUUUGUCCGGGGCGGAGGCUGAAUUGCGGUCGUCGAUAGUGGAAAAGAUCGGCCGUGCGUCGCGGGAACUGGGGUUUUUUCAGGUGGUUAAUCAUGGGAUUGAGGUGGAGGUUUUGGAGCGUUUGAUUGGAGGUAUUAAAGCGUUUCAUGAGCAGCCGACAGAGAUGAAGGCGCUGGUGUAUAGGAGAGAGAUGAACACAGGGGUUUCGUUCUUUUCUAACGUGGAUUUGUAUCAAUCUAAAGCUGCGAGCUGGAGGGACACGCUGCAGAUAAGGUUGGGUCCGACCCUACCAGAGCUUGAUGAAAUUCCUGAAAUAUGUAGAAAAAAGGUGGUGGAGUGGAAUGAGCAUGUUAAACCGCUAGGGGAGCUCUUGAUGGGGCUGUUGUGUGAAGGUUUGGGAGUGGAGUCAGGAAGGUUGAAGGAGAUGACUUUUUCGGAAGGCAGGGUGAUGGUGGCCCAUUACUAUCCGUACUGUCCGCAGCCUGAUCUUACGGUGGGAAUUACAUCUCAUACCGAUCCAGGAGCUUUGACAAUUUUGCUGCAAGGUCAAGUUGGUGGGCUGCAGGUUAAGUAUGGCGAGGAAUGGGUGGAUGUUAAGCCUAUCCCUGGAGCUCUUGUUAUCAACAUUGGAGAUAUAUUUCAGAUUUUGUCGAAUGAUGAAUACAGAAGCGUGGAACAUAGAGUGUUGGCUAAUCCAUCCCAGGAACCCCGAAUCUCAGUUGCGGUAUUCUUCAACUCAAGUGACAAGGGUAGUUUGCGUGGACCAUUGCCAGAGCUGAUAUCACCGGAGAAGCCAGCUGUUUUCCGGCACUUCACCCACGCGGAUUAUAUGAGAAGGUUCUUCACGAAGGAGUUGGAUGGCAAAUCAUUAGUAAAUUACUAUAGGUUGUCAGAAACAGAGUGAACAGGAUGAAGUACAAUGUGAAUCUGAUUGUAAGAGAUUUAAAAAUAUAAUGUACAAGUCAUUUGCAUAAUGCACAAACUUGUGUAAACAUUGACAGCAUUGCAAUAACGUCAGUGAAAAUGAAGAGAGUUUUACAAUUGAGCUUCAUUUCA
Molecule: messenger RNA, 1440 nt
Organism: Mangifera indica (mango)
Lineage: Eukaryota; Viridiplantae; Streptophyta; Magnoliopsida; Sapindales; Anacardiaceae
Product: 1-aminocyclopropane-1-carboxylate oxidase homolog 4-like
Exons: 3
Coding region: 185-1288 (367 amino acids)
Source: RefSeq, a predicted model, not a curated record